Messenger RNA from Effrenium voratum, 489 nucleotides. The record is from the annotation of a GenBank genome assembly. Lineage: Eukaryota; Dinophyceae; Suessiales; Symbiodiniaceae.
AUGGCGAUUCACUUCCUGCCGGAUGUGUUCGGCACCCAUAAGAAGUGGACCAAGGAGUGCGCGGAGAGCGGCCAGGUGCCGAACAUGACCUGGUGCCCCAAGGCGCUGAUGGACUGGGGACUUCUUUCGAACUACUACAACCAGAGGGUCCUGGACCUCAUCUACUCUGCGGGUGGAAACGCGGAUUUCCCCAACGCCAUCUACAUUGAUGCUGUGGACCUGAAGGGCCUGAUCCGCACCGGCACCGACAAGAUCAACCCAAAGGCCGCUCUUGCCGGGGACAGCCAUGGCGCCGAGGGCUACGCCUACGCGGCCACGCUGGUGGCGGCGAAUGUGCGGCGCCUCUGCAGGUCCGGGUGCGAGGCGCAGCUGGCCAUGGCCGAGGCGGCGCGGAACGCGCACCCGCUGAGCUUGUGGGAGGACCCCGCCCACGGCCGCAGCUUGGAGAGACGGGAGGGAGAUGGCCCUGACGGAGUUGCUGGGGUUUGA